AUGGCCGAGUCUCCGUUUCUUGCUUCGGCCAACACGAAUACCAUCAGCCAGGGUUCAAUAUGGGCGGUGUUGGUCCAGCCUUCGUUUCCCGACAUGGUUUUCGAAGCCUCCGCCUUGAUGACCAAGGGCGCACCCUCUCAAGCGAAUCCUACAACGGGAGCCAAGUCAUCUCAGCAACCCAGUGAAUUCGCCUUGCGUAUGAAAGAGGCUGCCCAGGCGAUCAGUGGCGGAAACGUGGAGCCGACUGAGAAGGAGGAUAGCGAGGACGCCGAACAUGGUGAGAAUGAAGAAGCGAUCGAGGAUCGGGAGCAGGAAACGGAAGAGACGAAAGAAGCAAAGAGAAAAAUUGUCGAACAACUAUGGUCCAAAUUGCAACCUUCUUGCUUUGUCAGAACCGAUGAUCGGGAACUUGAGGCCGCCACCAACCUACUCUUGACCCUCAUGCUUUCGUUCUUAUCGAAUCACGCCCAGUUUCCCCAAUUCGUAUCCCAGCUUCUCGAGGCCAUCGUAACUGCCGAGGGGAAAACUACGGCUUACGGGAGAUAUACUGCGUUGUUUACGCUUUUCAAUGCCCUACCAGCCCCAACCGCGCCCACAGACAACGCCCCACCUUUGCAAUUGACCAUCCUGUCCAGAUUGGCUGAUAUGGCCGCUUCACAUCCGGAAGAUCUAGUCAUACUUCUGCCUUCCUUACUGCGUUUGCCGACCUAUCUCACGCAAUGGGGCUUGCUUAGCUCUCCGGUAGGCGUCGCCACGAUCGAGAAAGUCAUUCAACUCUGUGAACAAGGAGGCAAACUUGAGGAUGCUUUUAACCUCAGCAUUCUCUACCUAUCCUCCCCGGCUUUAUCAAACGAGACCAGCUGUGCCGAUGUCGCUCGGGUCUCGGCUCAAGCGGUCAAGCUUUCUUUGACUUUACCCAACUCUUACGACUGGGAUCUGUUGGAAGAUGUCGUACCAAUCUCUCAAUACCUCAACUCCAAUUCAGAGGGCAAAACGACAUACCUGAAGUUGAUAAGCUUGUUGAAGUCGCCGUCGACCAAGUUUGACCAGAUUGAACUCGAGCUCAAAUCAAAUGCCAAACUUCAAAGUGCAUUGUCAGAAGAUACCAAGAACUGGGUCCAAAGGAAAGCCCGACUGCUUACCCUUACCGAUUUAUGCGGCAAUCGUGUGGGAGGCGAGGUCAAAUAUUCCGAGGUCAAGGAAUGCUUGGGAUUAACUGUGCCGAUCGAAGAAGAUGACGGCAUGGAGGUCGAAGAAUGGGUGAUCAACGCUGUCAAGGCGAGUUUGAUAACUGCCAGACUGCAUCAGCCAAGCCACGUGAUCUAUGUGAGCAAAGCCAGCCAUCGAUCAUUCGGAACACCACAAUGGACCAACCUUGAAACGAAAUUAAAGGGGUGGGGUAAUUCAAUCGAGCAUCUUAUUCAAGUGGUCGAACAAGGCCUUUCUACUGUCGAAUCUUCUUCAAAUCUUAAAGGAAAUCAAAAAAUGAUUUCCACCACCGCCUAG
Molecule: messenger RNA, 1506 nt
Organism: Puccinia triticina
Lineage: Eukaryota; Fungi; Basidiomycota; Pucciniomycetes; Pucciniales; Pucciniaceae
Exons: 4
Coding region: 1-1506 (501 amino acids)
Biological process (GO): cytoplasmic translational initiation
Cellular component (GO): cytoplasm; eukaryotic translation initiation factor 3 complex
Molecular function (GO): translation initiation factor activity
Source: RefSeq, a predicted model, not a curated record